UGAGCUUUUCUGAAAUGCGACAGUAUCCAAUUCCCUUAUCAUAGUAAAAUUACUAGACUUAAAUGGAUAUUAUGUAAUUUUGGGUUUUAACUUGAAACAUCUGAUAUAUAGUUAUCGUAACAGACCUUGUCACCUGUCAGUUAAUAAAAUUAAGUAAGUGGGGUCAAAUAAAUAGUAUAUAAUUAGUAAUUAGUAUAAUUAGUAUUAGUAUAUAGAUAAUAAUUGAUAAUAUAUAGAUCGUAUUUCAUAGAUAUGCUAUUUUGUAUAUCUAUAUAUAAUUUAAACCCACUUCCAAACAUCUCACACCUGUUUCCUUUACUACCUUUCUUCCUCCAAACACUCCCAGAGUAGUUAAUAGAUUCUAUUAAAAGAGAAGAAAAGGAAAAAGGAAAAAGGAAAAAGAAAAAAACGGAGAAGGAAUCGUAUGUGAAAGGGUACAUGAUAUGGAACAAGAUCAUGGGAGUAAUAAUGUGAAUAUGAUCGCACCAUUUGUGAUGAAAACAUAUCAGAUGGUGAGUGAUCCUUCUACAGAUCAUCUUAUCAUUUGGGGAAGAGCUAAUAACAGUUUUGUUGUGGUGGAACCUCUAGAGUUUUCACAGCUGAUUCUUCCUGCUUAUUUCAAGCACAACAAUUUUUCUAGUUUUGUUCGUCAACUUAAUACUUAUGGAUUCCGAAAGGUAGAUCCAGACAAGUGGGAAUUCGCGAAUGAAUUGUUCUUGCGAGGGCAAAAGCACCUAUUAAGGAAUAUAGCUCGCAAGAAGCAUUCUACUUCUCGACCCCACCAUCACCUUCAAGAUGACGAUGACCACGAAUUAUUAGUUGAAAUCGAACGAUUGAGAAAGGAGCAAAAGACCUUAGAUGACGAGCUUAAAGGAAUGAAUCGACGAUUAGAGGCAACCGAGAGACGCCCUCAACAAAUGAUGGCCUUCCUAUGCAAAGUUGUAGAAGAUCCUGAGAUCUUGCCACGAGUCAUGAUGGACUGUGAUCGUGCCAAACAUAUAUGCAAUGGUGGAGAGAUUGGAGUGGCAAGACCUGAAAAACGAAGGCGGUUCCUUAUGAUGUCAUCCUCCACAUCAUCAUCAGGUCUUGCCCAAUCAAAUAAUAGUGAGGACGACGUCGACGAAGGUACUAUGUUAGGAGCAACUUCAUCAUCACAUAUAAAUACUGAAGUAGAUACAUUUCAACACUCUCCCACAUCACCGAAUACAUUUAAUAGCCCUAUGUUUCUAAAUAGGUUAGGAUCUAGCCAUGAACAAUAUAAUUGUAUUAGUGUUACAUCUAACCCAUUACCUUUAGAUUUGGUACCAAAUCUUGACCGUUUACAAAUGGGUGUUGACAAUAGUAUUUAUUUAGGGCAUAAUCCUAAUUAUAUGCCCUUGAAGGAGGAUAAUAAUCCAUCAUAUCCAUUUUCACUUUUGGAUGGAAGCUUUUAGAAUAUAUAAUUAGUAAACCCUGUUGUACUUUGAAUAUGGCAUUACUUCUUUUGGUAAACAAUAGAUAUUUUAUAAGUGUGAAAUUGUCAAAUAUGUAUUAUACAAGCGUAAGAUUGCUAUAAAUCAAGCUUAACUUUUAUAUGAUAUAAAGUAGAGACAUUAUUAUAUAUGUAUUUUACUAAUUGAUAAGGGAGGAAAAUAAGUGUACAUAGUGAUUGAUAUUGAUACUUUUGUAUUCUUUUC
Molecule: messenger RNA, 1676 nt
Organism: Amaranthus tricolor (Joseph's coat)
Lineage: Eukaryota; Viridiplantae; Streptophyta; Magnoliopsida; Caryophyllales; Amaranthaceae
Product: heat stress transcription factor C-1-like
Exons: 2
Coding region: 444-1433 (329 amino acids)
Biological process (GO): regulation of transcription by RNA polymerase II
Cellular component (GO): nucleus
Molecular function (GO): DNA-binding transcription factor activity; RNA polymerase II cis-regulatory region sequence-specific DNA binding
Source: RefSeq, a predicted model, not a curated record